Messenger RNA from Phaedon cochleariae (mustard beetle), 1089 nucleotides. NCBI's taxonomy places the organism in Eukaryota, Metazoa, Arthropoda, Insecta, Coleoptera, Chrysomelidae. The record is from the annotation of a GenBank genome assembly.
CGCCUUAUAACUCAUGAACUAAUAAUAAGAUUUAAAUUUGGCGCGUGCAUCAGCGGCGAAUCAUCCGAAGAUGAUCGGAAGCCGUCGGGUUUCAAAGAUAUACAGAUACUGGUAAGACGCUUGUUUAUUUUGUUAAAAAUCCUCGUAAAAAUCAGAUCAGCCGAUCAGCCAUCAGCCUCAAAGUUCAUUUCUCUCGGCAAGUGAUAAUAUGAUCGUCAUCGUAAUAUUGGUGGUUUGAUGAUUGCAAAAAUACUGUAGGUACUUGUAUCAACAACGAAAUUCUGAAAAAUGUCGUCAGUUGUUUUUAAAUCUUUGAUACUGGGUGCUCCAGCUUCGGGUAAGGGAACAAUUUCUUCUCGGAUCAUACAAAAUUUCAAUUUACAACACAUAUCCAGUGGAGAUAAGUUGAGACAAAACAUCCAGAAAAAAACUGAAGUCGGCAAUGAAGCUGAGAGAUAUAUAAAAGAUGGGAAAUUGGUGCCCGAUGAUAUUAUGAUCAAGUUCAUCAGUUCCGAAAUAAAGAAAGUUCCAAAUCAAAUGUGGUUAUUGGAUGGAUUUCCAAGAACCGUUUCCCAGGCCGAGGCUCUUUGGAAAGUGGAAAAACUAGAUUUGGCUAUCAAUUUAGUCGUCCCCUUUCAAGUUAUUAUCAACAGGGUGAAAGAUCGAUGGAUACAUCUACCCAGUGGCCGAGUAUAUAAUGUUGGAUUCAACGCGCCGAAAGUACCCGGAAAAGACGACGUUACUGGUGAACCUUUAGUUCAGAGAGAAGAUGAUAAGCCAGAGGUUGUUUUGAAACGACUGGAACUGUAUAAACAGAUGACCAAGCCAGUGAUAGAGUUCUACAAGGACAAGAAUAUACUGAAAGAUUUCCAUGGUGAAACAUCUGAUGAAAUAUGGCCCAAAGUUCUAGAAAGUUUGACUUUUUAUUUACCAUUCAAGAGUCAGACUAAUAACAAUAAUUGAUGCAGUAUGCUAUGAUAUCCUAUAACACACACAACAUAUAUUGUUAUUGUUAUUAACAUUUUUUGAAGAAAUUUUUACAAAUAUGAUAUUUUUCAAUACAUUACUUUUAAUAUCUGUUCUGUUCAA